Epinephelus fuscoguttatus (brown-marbled grouper) is the source of this 3695-nucleotide messenger RNA. Its product is annotated as zinc finger MYM-type protein 1-like. Bases 260 to 2428 code for a protein of 722 amino acids. Gene Ontology annotation, molecular function: protein dimerization activity. NCBI's taxonomy places the organism in Eukaryota, Metazoa, Chordata, Actinopteri, Perciformes, Serranidae. The record is from RefSeq and is a predicted model, not a curated record. The transcript is spliced from 3 exons.
AGUGCCCCUGACCUGCAGCUCAAUAGCCAAUCCGGUUGUGGUUGCUAGGGGAAAAUUAUUAAUGAUUGGCCUAUCAACGUCACCAAAUUUAAUGCCCGUGGGGCGCUGGAAAUGUAGCCCCAACUGCUACGUAAAAUGCGUGAAGGUUUAUGAUUGCUAGAGCUACGUAAGGAGCCAGCGAUAGUUUUUUUUCGUAGUGCGACAUCCAGACUCUGUCCUACAGCGGGAGAAAAAAAAAACAUACGGCGACGAGGGAGAGAUGAUGGCGAUGACGAGUGUUCACGAGCAGCUUCCACCAAAUUCGGUGAAAUCAAUAUUAAUGUACCCUUUUGCGAGGCGGACGACGGAGGAAAAACUUCUCGUUAAGGAGCUGGGACCCGACAAGCCUGAAAUUAACAUUUCCCAGCAAACCAAGGAGAAGGAUAAACUGUACAAACGGAGUUUUUGCCGGAGCUGGUUCAACCGUAAGACGUGGCUGACAGGUUGUGGAGAAGCAAAUGCACUUUUCUGUUUCCCCUGUAUCCUCUUCAAAAGUGACAAAUGUGAUUCGACUUGGACAAAGACUGGACUAACUGACUUAAAGCACCUCUCUGAACGGAUCAAGAAGCACGAGAGAUCCAAAGUUCAUAUGGAAAACUGCGUGAAGCUAGCUGUGCUCGGAAAGAUUAGCAUAGCAACGCAGCUAGAUGACGGGCACCGCAUUGCUGUGAGAAGGCACAAUGAAGAGGUAGAUAAAAACCGUAAUAUUUUAUCCAAGAUAAUCAACUGUGUGAAAUUUUGUGGUGCUUUUGAAUUAGCAAUGCGGGGACAUGAUGAAACUGAUUCCUCAGACAACGCCGGGAUAUUCAGAGGUUUAGUCGACUUAAUGGCAUCCAUUGAUUGGGACUUGAGGGAGCACCUUGAAAAUGCGACCGUAUUUAAAGGCACCUCGAAGACAGUUCAGAACGAGCUCCUGGACUGUAUGCUGGCAGUUCUGAGAGAACAGAUCGUAGAUGAAGUGAAGACAGCCAAGUUUUUAGCUAUCCAAGCUGAUGAAACUACUGACAUCUCCACACACUGUCAGCUAGUCCUGGUACUAAGGUACAUUGAUGGACGCAACAAUAUACAGGAGCGGUUCUAUGAAUUCAUCAAGCUACCCAACAGCUGUGCGGAUUCAAUAGCCGGUGCCUUAUUGGAGAGGCUGCACAGCAUCCUUCCCGAGGGACAAGAAAAAAAGUUGAUCGCCCAGGCAUAUGAUGGGGCUGCGGUAAUGAGGGGUGCCACUGGAGGAGUGCAGCGAAAGGUACAGGACAUCUACGCAAACGCUCACUACAUUCACUGUUAUGCCCAUCAGUUAAACCUGGUAAUGCAGCAGGCAACCUCCCACAUCCCUCAGAUCAGUCACUUUUUUACUGACAUGGGGGGAUUUGCUUCUUUUUUCUCAAAAUCGAGCAAGAGAACUGCAGUGCUAGAUGAGAUGGUGGCGCACCGACUUCCAAGUGCAUCGUCAACACGUUGGAACUUCAACAGUCGUGCAGUCAACACAGUCUAUGAGCACAAGAAUGAUCUGGUGAAGUGUUUUCAGACCAUCCGGAACAGUGAAGCAUUUGAUGGCCCUACGAAGAGAGAGGCUGGAGGCUAUGUGAGAAUGCUGGAAGAUGAAGCUUUCUGUUUUUUCCUAGCCUUGUUCCAUAAGAUCAUGCCACAGGUGGACAUGCUGUAUAAUCAGCUCCAGAAGAGAAACAUCGAUGCUGUCUACAUCGCAGGAAUCACCCAGACAUUCAUGAACCGCAUGCAGGCUAUCAGGGAAGCUGUUCCUAAUCUGGCUGAGGAUGAGGAGUACAGGGGACCUGUUCAGGAGCCACCCGCAAAGAAACAGAGAACAUUGGGAGAAGACACGCAGCACCAUUUGGCACUGGAGGUAUGUGACACCAUCAUGAGCCAUGCCAAGGAGAGGUUUUCUUUCACCAAGCACCUCAUCAGCGCCACUCUCUUGCAAGGAGACUUGUUCCAACAACACAGCAGAAAGUUCCCAGAUUCAGCACUGGAGACCACAGUGGAAGCCUAUCCCUCUUUGGACAAGGCCAGACUUAAAACAGAACUGUCCCUGAUCUACGAGAAUGAGGAGUUCCGGAGUUGCAAAGGUGCACUGGCUCUCUAUCAGGUUUUGAUGGAAAACAACCUUGGAGAAACAUUCACUGAAACUGUAAGUCUCCUCAACAUCAUCAUCACAACACCAAUGACAACAUCAGAGUCUGAGAUGUGCUUCUCUACAUUAAAGAGGGUAAAAACUUUCCUUAGGAACACUAUGUCACAAGAUCGGCUCAACGCUCUGGCUAUGCUCUCAGUCGAGACGAAAAUGACAAAAGACAUUCCUGAUUUCAACACCAGGGUCAUUGAAAAAUUUGCCUCUCAAAAAGAAAGACGAGCGAAAUUCUUGUAUAAAUAAAGCCGAGAGAGAGAGACAAACACAUGCACAUGCAGAAAAAGAGACACACAGAGGAACCGAGAGGAACAGAGAGGAACAGACACACACAGAGACACACAGAGGAACAGAGACACACAGAGGAACACAGAAGAACAGAGAGGAACAGACACACAGAGGAACAGAGAGGAACAGAGACACACAGAGGAACAGAGACACACAGAGUAACACAGAAGAACAGAGAGGAACAGACACACAGAGGAACAGAGACACACAGAAACAGACACACACAGAGGAACAGACACAGACACACAGAGGAACAGAGAGGAACAGACACACAGAGGAACAGAGAGGAACAGACACACACAGAGGAACAGACACACAGACACACACAGAGGAACAGAGAGGAACAGAGACACACAGAGGAACACAGAGGAACAGAGAGGAACAGACACACACAGAGGAACAGACACAGACACACAGAGGAACAGAGAGGAACAGACACACACAGAGGAACAGAGAGGAACAGACACACAGAGGAACAGACACACAGACACACACAGAGGAACAGAGAGGAACAGAGGAACAGAGAGGAACAGAGAGGAACAGACACACACAGAGGAACAGACACACAGACACACACAGGGGAACAGAGAGGAACAGAGACACACAGAGGAACAGAGAGGAACAGAGACACACAGAGGAACAGAGAGGAACAGAGAGGAACAGAGACACACAGAGGAACAGAGAGGAACAGAGAAACAGAGACACACAGACACACAAAGAGGAACAGAGAGGAACAGACACAGAAGAACAGACACACACAGAGGAACAGACACACACAGAGUCUUUUAAGUUUAUUUUACAUUCAAUAGGCAAUAUAUAAUAAUAAUAUAGUUGUGGAGACUGCUUUGUUGUUUCUCUCAGGCUGUGACAUGCAAUGACAAAUUUAACUGGUUCUAUGGCUUCUAUGAUGCUGUUUUCUACAAGUAAUUGUUGCAUUUUUUCUGAUUAGAGAGGGUAUUAAAAUCAUCUGUUUAUGUUUAAUUUUUGAAAAUAACUUGGUUCUCAGUUCUUUGUAUAUGUUACAUUUUAAUAGGAAAUGUUCUGUUUCAUUCUCUCUUCAUAUAACUCAAGCCACACUCACCUUAGACACUCCCCCUCACUCACUCACUCACUCACUCACUCACAGUUGAUUUGUAUAGAUUCAGCUGAAAUCAUACCCUUGUUGUGAAUUCAUUCCUUGAUUGUAUAGUAUUUAAUUGCAUAAAGUCUAAUAUAGCUGUAUUUG